Messenger RNA from Schistosoma spindalis, 929 nucleotides. The record is from the annotation of a GenBank genome assembly. Lineage: Eukaryota; Metazoa; Platyhelminthes; Trematoda; Strigeidida; Schistosomatidae.
UUGAGAGUAGACAGUUGAGACAGGUUGUUAAUUGUCGAACAUAUAAUAAUGUAACAAGUUUUGGAUUUCCAGAUAUUAGACCAGAUGAAGAAAGUAGACGAAAAUGAGUCAAAGCCAAAAGUUUCAGAAUAUUUGCCCAGAUGUGGUGUUACUGUUGAUUUAUAUUAUCCAGAACAAAUGUCAAAAGAUCAACUACUAGAAAUAUUUGAACGUCGAGGUUUCAAAUCUUUAGUAUCCAAUGUAAAUACAUUAGAACAGAUUGUCAAUCUUUAUUAUGAUCAUCUUAUACCAAAAUGUAAUCGAAAAGAAUCGAUACAUGAAUUAGUUGAAUCAACAACUAUCCAUACUUCUAUUGAUGAUGAUGAUGAUGAUGACGAUGAUGACGGUGAUGACGAUGAUGAUGAUAAUGACGGUGAUCAUAGUAAUUUAUCAAACGAAAAAGUCAACUUGAAUGAAAUAACUAAACAUAAAUCAAAUUUCGAUAAUUUAGAUCAUUUAAUUAUUACUUAUGAUGAAAAACGUUUCACUCCUUGUUCUAUUAAAACUUUACCGUCAAAAGAACAUAAUCUUCCUGUAAUGAUCAAUCAAUCAAUAUGUAAAACAUCAAAUAUACCUUUAGGCGGUAUCGAUAAAGAUAAUAUUCAUCGUGUACCUUCUCAAUUAAUCAAUGAUAACUCUACACAUUCUAGAAUCAAUGAUCAAUCAUUAAAAUCAAUGAAAAAACGACCAAAAAUUAAUCGUAACUUUGAAACUCUUACAAAUAAUAUUUAACUUAUUGUAUAUGUAAAUGAUAUACUAUUUUAUCCUACAAAAUUUAUAUCUUUUACCAUGUAUAACUUGUUUUUGUUUUUGUUUUUGUUGUUUCAAAGAAAACAAAUUGAAAACGAAGAGUAACACAUAUGUAAAUAUAUAUACUUGAAGAACUCUGC